UUUGAACAUCUUAGUUGAAUAUUAGUUUAGGAAAUAAACGGGCUAGCUGGGAAGCAGUGUAGCAGAGUUGCAUUUCUAUAGUAUUGUCUUAAUUUUUUCUGUUGUUCUGCAUAUAUGUGAGCUUCAUAAAGGAAUAAAAUACACUUAAAUAUAUUGGGCUGUGAAAUACAGAGGGUCAGACUGGACAGUAUAAAGAUUUGGUUUUAAACUUUACUCCAGAGAAUAAUGUACAGCACUUGAGGUUCAUUAAAAGAGGGCGAAAAAUUAUCUAAUAAGUAAGUUUAUGUCUUAAGGACACUGCUUGUGCAUUGCAACUCUAAGGACUCCAAACUCUUCGAAUAAAACUGAAAAUUCGGUUCAGCUGAAUCAAUACCAUUGUGAUAAGUACAGUAGUCAUGAUUUUGUAGGACUGCGGAACCAUAUAUAGCUAGAUUCAUCAAGUCACAGCAUCCAGAGCUGACGGGGGGAAAAAAAAAUAAACUGUGUACAUUUAAAGCCACAGAAUACUCCAUUAGGAGAAUUGUUUAUGGUGACCUGUUAUGAUCAAGUACAGCAUCAUUACUGUUACUGAGUUUUAGCUCAGUUAAUAUAAAUCUGGACAUAAAGUAUACAGCUUUCUCCUCCCCUUCUUUCACAACCUCUUUUAAAAUAGAUUGGUUAUUUCUGAUAUUCACAGUGCAUUUAAUAAAUUACAUUUCAAGGGGUGGAAUUUUCUGAACAGUUUUCUCAUGGGUUAUUCCCGUUUAAGAAGAUGAGAAAGGAAACCUGAGAUCAGAUUUCAGAAGGAAGUUUAGCUUGGCUAGGGAAGGUUGAACUUCAUCUCAAAGUUAAUCAUCAAUUGGUAAAUAAAGAUGUUUGUUCAGGUUCUCAAAAUAUACCUCACAGACUUUUAUCAUAAAAAGAAGAUUACUGAUGAUUUGUUCAAGAAGAUCCUCUUAAAUCAGAAAAAUGAUUUUGAAGAAUUACAGAAGCAGCUUCACUCUAGACUCCAGAAUACUGAGGUGUCAGGAGCCCAUAAUUCAGAGUACCAGACUGUAGAAGACUUAGAAAGGAAAGAAAGGGAAUAUUCUGAGCACAUAAUAGAUAAUAUGGAAACUUUCUGGAAGCAGACUGACAAAGCCCAGCAGGCUUUUUUGGACCAAACAAAAUGCUCAAGUGCCAAAGCAACAAAGAUAAUGAUGGAUCUGACUGAGAAGAUGAUUGCAGUAGAAAGCUUAUUAAGUGAAUCUCAAGAUUUGCAGGCAAUGGACAUUCAGGAAAGGUUAUUCAGCUGGGAGCUUAUGGUGAAAAUGGUUGAUUCACUGAAGUCCUAUAUACCAGAAGAGUGCAAGUGUAGAUUAAAUAUUGUAUCAAAUAUUCUAGACCAUUUAACUGUAAAGAAUAAUCUCUCUGUCCGACAAAAAGAAGAACUUUUAACAGAUCUGCACAAGGCCUUCUGGGAACAGCUGGCGCAUUUCAGUAAUGAAUGUAUGCAGCAAAGUAAAGACAUGAUCUUGAAACAACUGGAGUGCCGUGCAAAGAAGAGAGAAGAGCUCAAAAACAGACACAAAGCUGAACAGGGGAGUCUCCUCAGUAAAACUUUUCAUAAUGAAGAUGUUCAUGAUUUUCUUAAGGCUUACCAUGAGCUGCUAGAGAAGCAUCGACAAGCACAGUGGGAACUGGAGGAGGAGGAUGACUUCAAGAGCACUGAGGCUGUUGCAGAUCUCUACAAGGAACUGUACUAUAAAGCUUCCCAUGCUUUAGCAGAGUUGGUGACGGAGCUGUUUCUUCAGAUCCUGCCUGUUGUGACCGGCCUCUCUGUAAGAGAAUGUGAGCUUCUGAAAGAGGAAUGGCAGGAGAAUUUGGUCCCUCUGGAGAAAUGGGAGACCCACCACCAGAGACGCUGGAAGCUUUUCCAGGAGCAGCUAUUGCAAGAAAAAAAACUAUGGAUAAAGGAAUAUGCUCUGUCUGCUGUGAUGCAAAAGCACCUGUCUGAGAAACAAGAGAAGAUAAUUCAAGGUGUCGUAAGCAGACUAGGGUGCCUCAGUGAUGAGUCUGUUAACUAUAUAUUGCAAAAACAUCGGCUUCUGCUGUGUUCAGUACUCAGAAGGUUAACCCUCCGAAGAGUUGGAAUGGCAGCCCUGGCCUGCAUGAGACUGUCCAGAAAGAAGAGCUUGCUUCAGGAACUGAGAGAACAACAUGCCCUGCAGAAGGGAUCCUACCCCUGCCAAGAUGAGGACCAGUGGCAGUUACAAAAGGCAGUGGAGUCCCACAUUCUGGAAGAGGAGGAGAAGCUCGAGGAAGAAACACAGCAAAUCCAUUUAGAAUUUCACCAGCAGCUAGUCACAGAAAUCCAAGAAGCUCUUCAGUUUCUUCAGCAGCAUAUGGAGCAGGUGAUUGGGCAGACACUGCUGCAGCAUGCGCGAAGGGAAGCUGGAAAAAAGAGUUCAAAUGAUGGACAGGACUUUAAGGAGAGACUGGUAGAAGCUGCUGUAGAAAGUGUGUAUGGGACCAGCGAUAAUAUCAAUAGACUGGUGCAAAACUACUAUCAACAGUUAGGAAAAAUCACAGAAGGCUAUGAAGGGAAAAAGCUUCAACAACUGAAAUCCUUACGAGCAGAAAGAGGGGAAAGGAACAGAGUUAAGAAGAAACAAGAGAAUGAACUGGCAUUGGAAGAAAAACAGACCCAAGGCCUGCUGAACGUAUCAUCCACAGUCCAUCAAAGGACUGUGCUGCAGCAGCAGAAGGUUUUGGCUCAGUUUGAACUGCAGCAGCAAAUUCGUCUGAAGUCUCUGAAACAGAAGCUGCUGGAAUUGCAUCACCUAGAAACUGAGUUGGAGAAUCAGCUAAGGGAAGCAGAGCAGGACUUUGUGAGUGAGUUGGCUGUGCUGACCCGAGUUCCAGUGGCUGUGAAGAAGCAGCCUUCCAAAAGGAGCAAGCCAGCAGGGGAAAAAACAAACUCGGAAAGGAAGACCUUUCAGUCACCAGAAUCAGCAGACAAAGAUGAUUCUCAUGAGAAUAUUCAAGAGCUCCCUGGACUGACUUCUGGCUUAUGCAGGGGAAUCCUGGCCUCUGAAAGACCAGUGGAAGGUUUACCAUCAUCUGCUGCCCUUGGGAUACCUCUUCCCAGGUGCUGUGGCACAGAUCAGAGCUACGGCACACUCCAGCGUGAGGACAGUACCCACACAGGGGACUCGACCUGCAAAGACUGCACUGGGGAGCAGGGACACUGUAAUGGAACAUACUGAACUGGAGCCCAGUUUCCUGGUUCUAAGAGGCAUCUUCCAGGAGCAGGACUUGCACUUUAAUGCCCAUUUUUGAAAUGUUUAGAAGAUCACAGUGGUUUCUUAUUCUCAGACUUCAGAGAUUUGUAAGAAUAUUCUCAAAAAUAAAUAGGUCUGAGUGCUUUACCCCCAGCUCCAAACUCACUAUGCUGCUUACGCUGAUAGCUGCAGCAAGAAAUAUUAGCAUAAAGCUUCCCAGCUCCGCUUUUUGUCCCCAGAAUCUCUGAGCAAGGCUUCACAUUGUUAUGUUUCACUUGUUUCUGCCAGAUUCAGAAAAGGUCUUUUAGCUUCCUUCUGCCCCCCUCAUCCAGUCCUCAGCUGGUGCCAAGGCAAGGAGCUGUCGGGAUCCCUGCUCUGCCUCAUCAAUGCUCUACCAAAGCAGGCAAAAGGGCCUCCAUCCCCUCAUCCCAGGCUUUACACCAGCGGUGUGUAGUGAGUGCAUCAGGCUCAGUUAAAGCACCUACCAGGUAGUUCCUUUCUUCCUACCCGUUUUCUGACUAGAGGGUUUUAGUUCUCCUCUCUUUUCUCUAUCU
Molecule: messenger RNA, 3796 nt
Organism: Falco peregrinus (peregrine falcon)
Lineage: Eukaryota; Metazoa; Chordata; Aves; Falconiformes; Falconidae
Gene: EVC
Product: EvC ciliary complex subunit 1
Exons: 17
Coding region: 852-3227 (791 amino acids)
Biological process (GO): smoothened signaling pathway
Source: RefSeq, a predicted model, not a curated record